AUGGACGCACCCAAGACCACCACGAGGAAGCUGAAGCGAGAACCUCGCGAUGCCAAACGCGUUGGUGACCAGCUGGCAGACGACAAGACAAAGCUGCUGGCAGCCAUGACGCACGACAGUGGCGUGGACGUCAUCACGCCAACUGUCAUCAAGACCAAGCUGCCGGCUGACAUUGUCGGCGCUACUUCCAGCCUAGACACUGCACCAGCAACGAGAGACGUUGGUGUUGGCACGACAUCCGACUUCUUUGACUGCUACUACUCGCCGCUGCUGACCGCAACCCUCGACGACGAUGAUGAGGAAGCGCAGAUGAAGCGGAAGAACAAGGAAGACCCCGAGCCGGAGUGGUACAUGCUGCGAGCAACACAGCACCUGACACGCGGGCCCUGGGCGCCCGUGCCGCCGCCACCACUCGUCCAGCUGAAGCCACCGACCAGCGCUUUCAGCUUCAAGAAGGUCUCGCGUUCACGGCCGGAUCGCGUGUGCCACACGUGUCUCUUCUCCAAACCGUGCACGCGCCACCCUGAAAAGCUGUUCGACAUGACAUCAUCCUCCACCAAAUAG
Salpingoeca rosetta is the source of this 564-nucleotide messenger RNA. RefSeq lists its product as uncharacterized. The transcript has 3 exons. The record is from RefSeq and is a predicted model, not a curated record. Lineage: Eukaryota; Choanoflagellata; Craspedida; Salpingoecidae. The coding region runs from base 1 to 564 and encodes 187 amino acids.